Messenger RNA from Drosophila navojoa, 2150 nucleotides. RefSeq lists its product as uncharacterized. The record is from RefSeq and is a predicted model, not a curated record. NCBI's taxonomy places the organism in Eukaryota, Metazoa, Arthropoda, Insecta, Diptera, Drosophilidae.
UUCAGCAGCCGCAGGAGCAACAGGAGUGUCAGGAAGAGAAAAAAACGCCGAAAAAAAAAUCAUCAACUCCACGCGACUGGUGGCAAGCUGCUGCUUUCACCCCAAAGGGACAUUUAAAGUCACAAGCACAGCCGGUGCAGCCGGUACAGCCGCGCAGCAUUGAUUCGCCAGCUGAAUGGAUGCCCUACUCUUAUGGUGCACUGAACGUGUCCCAAAUCGUAUCAGAUGAAAAAGAGAAUAUGGCUCCGCCAAGCGCAGAGCAGAAGGCAGCUUGUGCCGGAUCAAUAGAUCCGACUAUAGGAAACAGCGACAACAAUACCAACGACGAUUCCCAGGAUGACUUUCCAUCCUUCGAGGACUUUGCCCGCCAGGUGAGCGAAUGCAGUCUAUCCAGCUCGGAAUAUAUUGCCACCUUGCGAAACCUUAUGAUACGUGCCCAUAAUCUGAUGCUGCCUUUGCUGCGCGGCCGCUUCGCCAACAUGACCCAGGUCCAGAUGGCAGCCUACACCACAGCCAUUUUGGAGGUCACGCCGCUGCAUCCAAGUCUGUUCCUACCAUCGACCGUCGCCCGUCCUUGGAUGGGCAACGGAGGACUCUUGCCACCCAGCCAUCCGCACAGCUUGACGCCCCAGGAUCUGGCACGCAUCAAUCCUCCGCCCUUGCUGGUCGAUGUGGGCACUCAGACGGAGUACCUUUGCUGGUGCAUGCACAUGAGCAUGUUUCCGCCGCCGACGCUGCCUGUGCCUACACCACAGCCGAGACCGCAAGGCAAUCCCGGCCAACAACUUGCUGCGCCAAACGGACCGCGCAUGAUGGCGCCUUGUGGCACGGCGCCGAUGAGUUUCUGGGGCAGACCCAUGGUACCUAUGCAUGCGCAUCCCUACCCCCAUGCUCAACAGGUACCGCGUAGGCAAGGCUCGCGCUACGGCUACCGCAUCAACACCAACGGCGGUGUGCCCUCUCGCUUCAAUAACGGCGACAACAGCCGCUCGCGCAACAUGCAAAACUCGUCCAUGCAUCUGAACGGCCAGCAGAGCGAGGACAAUGCCAGCACAGACAGGAGCACUACUCAUGUCAAGGACCAGCCAUCGGCACAGCGUCGCCAGCAGCGGCGCCAACAGCAGCAGGAAUCAGAUGACACCGAGACACCGUCAUCGUAUCGCAGCCCGCACAACACAUCAGUGCUUCGCCUUAGCCCGAAUAGCCACAACCGCGAGAUGGCAAUACAGCAGCAAGAGCAGCAACAGCAACAGCAACAUGAGCAACAGCGGCUGUUGCUAGAACAGGAGCAGACCUCUAUCAACACCGGCAGUCAGUCCAGCUCGCCUGUGCUGCGCUCGGAGCAAUACUCGCGUCGCUGCCCGCAUACCAGCUCCUCCAACAGUCAGUCCAGCUCGCUGAGCCCCCAAUCCUCCAGUCACAGCUCAUCGGUCAUUAGUAACAACGAUAGCGAGGUGAACGGCUUUGGCGACAAUGCUGAGGCGGUCAGAAAUGAAGGCGAUAAUACUAAUAACAACGAUGGCGCUGUGGGAGUCCUGAGCAUGAACAAUAGCAACAGCAACAGCAACAGCAGCAAUAGCAACGAGCAGACACUCAGUCAAACAUUGACAAAUGCGGAAACGGAAAGUGACGCACCAAAUGCAACUCUACCAGCUUCGCAGAGCAGCGAGAAUGAAUCCGCGGAAGCACCGAAACGCAGUCGGAUGAAGCCGGCAAACAUAUUUCUGCAGCCGACAGGGCCGGUAAUGCCCAGCAUGCCCAUGAUGCACUUUUUCAUGAAUGGACCCCAAGGCGAUAUGCCGCCGCUAAUCUUUGAUAUGAACGACAGCUCAAGCCCGACUCCUAACUAUGCCCAGUUCUUGCCGAACAUUAAUAUGAACCUGAGUAUGUUCAACAAUACCUUGAUUAACCCGACUAACCCGAUUGUCAACCCCAUGGGUAACCCUAUAGGGAAUCCCAUGGGGAAUCCCAUGGGGAAUUCCAUGGACAAUCCUAUAGGGAAUCCCAUGGGGAAUCCCAUGGGGAAUCCCAUGGGGAAUCCCAUGGGGAAUCCCAUGGGAAAUCCUUCCUAUGAUAAAUCCUAUGCCCAACGCAAUGUGCCAUCCAAUGGCCAAUUCCAUGAACAAUCGUAUGUGCCAUCCGAUGUCUAA